AAGACAAUCGUCCGGGUAACAUCACCGUCGUCGUUCGUCAUCGUCGUAGCUGCUGGCUGAUACUAUCCGGCAACCCGGUACCAUCAUUCCUAAACCUAAACCUAAACAGUUUUUGGGGCAUUUCCUUACACGCACGCUCUUGUUUAGUUUUCCUUCUACUCGCCGGCGGGGUCAAUCGCCUCUAGUUUCCGUGUACGCGUGUAUGUGUGUCUGUUGUUUACUCCUCAAGUGCUUUCCGUAGGUGCGUGCGUGUGUGUACGUUAUUCGGAGUUCCUUUCCUUGGCAUUUUUACGCUCCACUUGUUCCGGUCCAGUUACGAUGGCACGUCUUUUGGCGCGUUUGUAUAAGGCGCUUCCGGCGCAAAACAACAACACCGCUUCGCUGCUGCCGGCAGUUUCGAUGAUGACGACCAGGGCGCGCAGCACCGAUAGCCGCAUCCAGGUCGUAAAACCCGUGGUCGAGAUGGACGGUGACGAAAUGACCCGUAUCAUCUGGCAGUUCAUUAAGGAGAAACUGAUCUUCCCCUACAUCAAGGUCGAGGCACUGUACUACGAUCUCGGUCUGCCGUACCGCGACCAGACGAACGAUCAGGUGACGAUCGAUGCGGCACAUGCGAUGCUGAAGCACAACGUUGGCAUCAAGUGCGCGACGAUCACGCCGGACGAGCAGCGGGUCGAGGAGUUUAAGCUGAAAAAGAUGUGGCUCAGCCCGAACGGUACGAUCCGUAACAUUCUCGGUGGAACCGUGUUCCGCGAGCCGAUCAUCUGCUCCAACAUUCCGCGGCUGGUGCCAGGCUGGACGAAACCGAUCGUGAUCGGUCGUCACGCGCACGGUGAUCAGUACAAGGCGCAGGAUUACGUGGUGCGCAAUCCGGGAACCGUAAAGCUGGUGUACGCCGGGGACGACGGUUCGUCGGAGGAGAUCCUGGUCUUCAAGUACAAUGCGCCCGGUGUUGCCCUGGCGAUGUACAACACGGACGAAUCGAUCAAAGCGUUCGCGCACUCGUCGUUCCAGGUGGCUCUGUCCAAGGGCUGGCCACUCUACCUGUCGACGAAGAACACCAUUCUGAAGCGCUACGACGGACGCUUCAAGGACAUCUUCCAGGAGAUCUAUGAAAAGAGCUACAAGAAGCAGUACGAAGAGAAGAAGAUAUGGUACGAGCACCGGUUGAUCGAUGACAUGGUGGCGCAGGCCCUCAAAUCAUCCGGCGAGUUCGUUUGGGCGUGCAAAAACUACGACGGUGAUGUUCAAUCGGAUAUCGUGGCGCAGGGUUACGGUUCGCUCGGUCUCAUGACUUCGGUGCUCGUUUGUCCCGACGGUAAGACGGUGGAAUCCGAAGCAGCUCACGGUACCGUCACACGCCAUUAUCGCGAACACCAAAAGGGACGCCCAACGUCGACCAAUCCCGUGGCGUCGAUCUUUGCGUGGACGCGUGGUCUCGAGCAUCGCGCAAAGUUGGAUAACACACCGGACUUGGCGCGGUUCGCGGGAGCUCUCGAGAAGGCCUGCAUCGACUGUAUCGAGUCGGGCAAGAUGACGAAGGAUCUGGCCAUCUGCAUUCACGGUGCCCGCAAUACCAAGGAGAACAUGUAUCUGAAUACGCAGGACUUCCUGGAAGCCAUCUCCGAACAGCUGGAACGCUCGUGGAAGAAGUAGAGCACUGUCCGUGAAGGACAAUACCCUUUACCUCCGUUUGCACCUGCCAUCAAAACUUUGUAUAAAUAAAUUUAAAUAAAAGAUUCCGCCACA
Anopheles cruzii is the source of this 1749-nucleotide messenger RNA. RefSeq names its product isocitrate dehydrogenase [NADP], mitochondrial-like. The record is from RefSeq and is a predicted model, not a curated record. Gene Ontology annotation, cellular component: mitochondrion. The transcript is spliced from 6 exons. The coding region runs from base 319 to 1656 and encodes 445 amino acids. NCBI's taxonomy places the organism in Eukaryota, Metazoa, Arthropoda, Insecta, Diptera, Culicidae. Gene Ontology annotation, molecular function: NAD binding; magnesium ion binding; isocitrate dehydrogenase (NADP+) activity. Gene Ontology annotation, biological process: isocitrate metabolic process.